GUUAAAAUAGCUGAAGUCAAACCCGAAGAAUUAAAAGCAUCAUGUAGUGGAAGCGAAGACGCGGCAAAUUGUCUAUGGCUCGUAACAAAUUCAAAACCUUGUCCGAACUGCAAGAGCCCCAUCCAAAAGAACGAAGGAUGCAACCACAUGAAAUGCUCAAAAUGCAAGUUCGACUUCUGCUGGGUGUGCCAGGAAUCCUGGAAGCGUCACUCGUCAGCGACGGGCGGCUAUUUUCGUUGCAACCGAUUCGAAGCCGUGCAAAAAGCCGAUGAAAAGCAGGGCACGAUGGUGAACGACGCUGUGGAUAGAAACAGUCAGCUACAAGAAAUGUCCAAGUUUUUGCAUUUUUACACUAGAUAUAAGAAUCACGAGAAUAGUCAAAAGUUAGAAGAACCUUUAUUAACUAGUGUUAGGCAGAAGAUGGAAGUGCUGGCGAGUUGUUUGGGGUUUAAAAAGAAUAAAGAUGCAGAAAAUGUAGAUAAAAGUACCAAGUUUAUUGAGGACGGAGUUAGGGAGUUGUUAAAAGCCAGAAGGGUUCUAUGUGGGUCUUAUGUUUAUGGUUACUAUUUGGAGGAUGAUGGGUCUAAUAAAACAAUUUUUGAGUUCAUGCAGAACGAACUGGAAGAGGUGACAGAAAAACUAAGCGAAAUGGUAGCACGUCCAUAUCUACGGACACCAAAAACAGUUAUAGUCCAAACAUCAGCUUUAGCAAGGCGAAAAAGACAUGAGUUUGUUCGAGCAGUAGCACAGGGGCUUAUACCGCCAGAAACACCACCAUCUUUCAGAAGACGACGAAGAAAAUACAUCGAUAGCGACAUAUCUCAGACUAGCACCUGGUUGCGAAGUUGUGAAUGGCCCGAAUACGAUUCUGACGAAGAGACUGAUAUUGCAUACAAAUCUUUUUCGGACGAAUCUCCACCCACAGAACAUAAAUGUGGCGUAUCUUGCACAAUGCAUGGGGGUGAUUAUAACCUUCAAUUAGCAAUCGCUUUGGAGUUAUCAAGGUUUCAAAUGGUCGAAGACACUAAGAAACAAACCAAAAUUAUCACACCCCCUGAUCAAGGGUCCAGUACUACCAAUCACAGAGAAAAUAACGUUGAUAAUCAAGUUAGACUCGCGAUACAGUUGAGCUUACAGGAGGAAACAACUGCAAUUAGUAAGAAAAUUAAGAGCAGUGCAGAUAUUACGGUGGAUUGUUUUCUGAAAUCUUUGGCGAAUCAUAAAAUCGAUAUUAAGUCAUUGGAAAUCAAUUCCGAUACCGAGAGGGAUUUUGUUUUUAGACCUUGUAAUGGUAAAGAGGAUGGGAGGUUUCAAAUUUCAGACAUUCAUGACAAAGGAUUUGCCUUUGAAGACAUGGACGACUUUGACGAUGAUACCAUCCGGUUAAAACGUUCGCAUUCAACAGGAGAUCUGCGCGUACGUCGUGGUAGAGGUGCGCGCGUGCGCACUAAUGCCGAUGAGCCCAGAUACCACCUAGACUCUGACCAUAGUAGCCAACAUGAUGAAAAACCUGAGGACGUGGUUAGAAGACUGUUAACACUACCCAGCACUUCUGUAACUAAAACAAAGCAGUUCAUCUUACUACAUACGUCUUAUCCUGAAGAGGAAUCCUAUCAAGAUGUUUUAAUAGGACAAAGCUCAAUAGAAGACACAACAACAUCAGACUCCAUUAUAGCAGACAUGGAAGUCUGCGGUAUUCUAAACUCGGUUACAGACGAAGAUUUAGGCAGUAAAGCAUUUACUGAAGAUGAGAAAGAAGUUAAAGUGAAUUCUCCAGCAGAGGAAACGGUUAAAGAAACACAAAAGACUGAAAACUUAGCCAAAUUAAACGAAUGCAAAAAACAAACUCACAAUCCGUUUGCCUCCUUAAAAGCUAAACUGUGUUCAGCACACCUUCCAAAAACCGGUUAUCUGUCUAGAAAAGCCGUCAAUAAAAGUAUAGGUCUUUUAGGCGACUCAAAAUCGAAAAAAUCAACGGAAGAAACAGCUGAAUCCUCAGCAAAAAAAUUUGUAAUUACAGAAUGCAAAUCGGAGAAACACAGCCCCAAAAAGGCGCCCAAUCAAAGUGCUACGAAUUGUUUUUCGAAAUCCACAGGGUUUUUGCUAGAGCAAGAGCGAAAAUUCAACAAGGGGAAUUCUUCCAAAUUAAGAAUAAGGAUAUGUCCGAGUCCGGAGCCAAAGUGUAAGAACCACGUGCUUGAGACUGAUAGUUCUAAUGAAUACGAAUCGGAGACGGGCAUACCGAAGUCUCCAACUCUCUUUAUAUCAGGUGUUUCCAUUUCCCGAACUCCCGAACCGAAAUCGCCGGGAAUGAGCCUGAUAAGCGUGUCAGGACUAAACAGCGGCCGGCAGUCGCGUUCCUCCAGCCUCAGCGUCCCGGCGCCUUUGUCUUCGGGAUCCCUAAGCGUCUCGACGACCAGUUUAACCAACUCGAGUUCACACGGGUGCCACACGAACGGCCACGAGUGCCAUACUACCCAACACGAACCAUUUACGCCUUCGUUGGCCAGAUCAACUACACCGGUGACUUCCAGAUCGAACAUACCUACGCCCAACAGCAGUCCCCGUAAGGAAACGAAGUCGAAAAGUGCCAGCGAGCCGGAGCGCGAACGCGAAAUGUUCAGGUUUCCGAAAUCGUCGACAGACGGCGCCCUGAGUUCGGUCCUGCACGUGCAGGAGUCCAACCUCAGCUCGGACGAUUUUCACGAAGCGCUAUUCCUGCUGGAACGGUCGCCUAAAACGCGGGACUCCAAACGUAAAAAGAAAUCCAAGAAAAAAGACAAAGACGACAAAAAGGAGGACGUGAGUUCGGUUUUAUAAAAACUAAAAAUCAAGGACUAAAAAAAGGACAAUUACUAUGGUGUUUUUAUUAUUACGUGAGCUAAUCGUGACACUAGCCAACUUUAUGCCUUUGUAAUAAUUACCUUCAAUUACACUGCGCAACAUGUAU
Brassicogethes aeneus is the source of this 2950-nucleotide messenger RNA. NCBI's taxonomy places the organism in Eukaryota, Metazoa, Arthropoda, Insecta, Coleoptera, Nitidulidae. The record is from the annotation of a GenBank genome assembly.